Carlito syrichta (Philippine tarsier) is the source of this 953-nucleotide messenger RNA. It is a transcript of the gene RERGL, whose product is annotated as RERG like. NCBI's taxonomy places the organism in Eukaryota, Metazoa, Chordata, Mammalia, Primates, Tarsiidae. The record is from RefSeq and is a predicted model, not a curated record. The transcript is spliced from 5 exons. Bases 41 to 655 code for a protein of 204 amino acids. Gene Ontology annotation, molecular function: GTP binding; GTPase activity.
UAGUUCCAGAAGACAGGACUGACCGGAGCAUAAAAGCAAGAUGAAUGAUGUGAAGCUUGCUGUCUUGGGUGGUGAAGGAACAGGAAAAUCUGCCCUUACAGUAAGAUUUCUUACCAAGAGAUUCAUUGGAGAAUAUGCUUCUAAUUUUGAAUCUAUCUAUAACAAGCAUGUGUAUUUGGAAGGGAAACAACUAAAUCUAGAAAUAUAUGACCCAUGUUCUCAACCACAGAAAGCAAAAUUCUCUCUCACAAGUGAACUUCAUUGGGCAGAUGGGUUUGUUAUUGUGUAUGACAUCAGUGAUAGGUCUUCAUUUGCUUUUGCAAAAGCACUGAUAUACAGAAUUCGGGAGCCACAAACUAGCCAUUGUAAAAGAGCUGUGGAAUCAGCGGUGUUUUUGGUUGGCAACAAACGAGAUCUUUGUCAUGUGCGAGAGGUUGGCUGGGAAGAAGGACAGAAGCUGGCACUGGAUAACCGAUGCCAAUUCUGUGAAUUGUCAGCAGCAGAGCAGACUCUGGAAGUAGAAAUGAUGUUUAUCAGAAUUAUCAAGGACAUCCUGACAAACUUCAAACUCAAAGAAAAGAGACGACCCAGUGGAUCUAAAUCAAUGGCCAAAUUAAUCAACAAUGUAUUUGGAAAGAGAAGAAAAUCUGUUUAGUAGACAUGAUUCUAGCAGAUUUAUCAUAUCAAAGAAUUUCAAACAUUCACAUGAUAAUUAAAUUAAUUCUUUGUCUGCAAUUUUUAAACAAAGAAUUAACUUGGAGAUAUAAAAUGAUUGAGCAUAAAACACAGCUGUAUUUUCAACUAAAUUGUCUGCCUUUUGGUAAUUUGUAGCCUGUUCAUUCUAUAUUUAUUGUACAAAAUUGCACUCACUAUAACCUGUUGGCGAAUAGCUAUCUAGUUUUUCUUUUUAAAUGAUCUCUUCUUAUGUAAUUUUGUUCAACUAUUAUGCUAUA